CUCUCCUUAUCCCUCAAAUUCACUUCCAAAGCCUCUCUCAUCUCCUCUUCUACUUGUCUCUCUCCCUCUCUGCUUCCCUGUUUCCACGUAACAAGAAAAUCUUACAAGAAACUUCUUCCAAAACUCUUAAGCCAUGGCAACUGUUGUAUAUCAAGGGUAUCAAUCUCAUUUUGAGUCACAACACUUUGAGCCAAGAACUCUAAGACUCAGACUCUCUUCUCCUAACAAUCAUCACUCAUCCACACCUCUCAAACCCCAUUUACUUGACUCAUCCAUCACUCCACAAGACAUCAUUUCUACCACUAAUGCAGCUUCCUUGCCCUCGCCAGCUCCUAAACCGAGCUCUAACUUGGAAAGUUGGCUCGAGACCAUCUCGAACUCGAGCUCUGAUGAAAAAGACAAGAAGACACUACUUCCCUACGUUCAUUCUCCAUCUUCUCGUAGAACUCUCAGCGAUGAGAGCUUAGCAUUGUGCACUGAAAGCCUCGGUAGCGAGACCGGCUCUGAUGUUAUUACCGAUCAAGAUUUGUUCUCGGUUUCAUCCGAAUUACAAACCAGGGAAACUAGAACUUCGACCACCACAACAAGAACAUCAAGACAAGAUAGGAAGAGAGAUGCGUUGGCUUCACUUCCACCUCCUUUGACAAGUAUGAGAGGUUUUGACUGCAUUCAAGUCAAGUCCCACCGUGAGAACGGAAGAUUGGUGAUGACGGCCAUGAAACCUCUGCCCCGCGAUAGAUGCUUACAGGACCGAAGUAAUGGCUGCGUCAGACUCGCGUUCUUGAUUGACUCUGAUGACCACAAAGAGACAGAGAUCAAAGAAGAAGAAGAAACUAUGGAGACAGAGAGAGAUAACGAAGAAGAGAUUCCAGACUACGAGGAAGAAGUUGAAGAAGAAGAAGACAACGAAGUGAUAGCUAUUGAGAGGAUUCAAAGAUCAAAUAGAUGUCAUGAAGGGGAUCGAGAAAACAGAGGAUUUCUAACUUGGGAAUCUUUAUGUGUUGCCACUUCUUAGUUUCACACAGUUUUUUUAAUUUAUUUCAUGCAUUGUGUUUUCGUUUUUUUUUUUGUUAUAAAUAACAAGCGUUUUUAUCA
Messenger RNA from Raphanus sativus (radish), 1095 nucleotides. RefSeq names its product protein FANTASTIC FOUR 4. Bases 134 to 1015 code for a protein of 293 amino acids. The record is from RefSeq and is a predicted model, not a curated record. Lineage: Eukaryota; Viridiplantae; Streptophyta; Magnoliopsida; Brassicales; Brassicaceae. The transcript has a single exon.